GAUUGUCCAUGUGAACGAUACAAUAACACAUUGAAGAAAACUCUUCAUGGCAAAUAUGUCUUCAUAAAGAAUAUCGUGGCAGCAGAGAAAACGCCUGAUUAUCAAUCAACGAUGACUUAUACAACUCAUGGUGAUGUCGUUUUUCUCAUUGAAAAUAUUAUUCCGUUGCUAGAAAGAUGGAGAGCUCCUUUAAGCAUGGCUUUAUAUACUCCCGGAUCUGAUUUCAAUGUGACAUUAAAUACAAUUUCAUAUUUUCGUAAUUGUCAUGAUCAACGAGAUCUUGUGAGAGAUUUUGCGUCAUUUCAUUUCUUCUUUGAGAAGGAUUUAAUGCAAAAAGAUGUGAAUCUUGACAUUGAGGAAUCAAAUUUUUCUUGUUCUUCAAAUGAACAUCUUUUGAAACUUAAAAAUAAUGAAACUUACAGAGCUUUGAAAGAGCUCGUCUACCCAAUUAAUGUUGGACGAAAUCUUGCAAGAGAAACUGUUGGCACUCAUUUUGUUCUGGCUAGUGAUAUUGAACUUUAUCCCAGCCCUGGCUUGAAUGAAAACUUUUUUCGAAUGAUCAAUCAAAAUCCCGAAGCUUAUCCCGAUGGUAAAAAUGUCUUUGUACUUCCUGUGUUCGAAAUUGAAAAAGGUGUUGAAUUGCCUCAAAAUAAAUCACAACUUCGUGAGCUUUUCAAUGUUGGUAAAGUUGUUUGGUUUCAUAAACAAAUAAUUUGGUCUUAUCACAAAGUUCCAAAUGAUACCGAAUGGAUGAAUGAUGAUGACCCAGAACUCAAAGUAUUUGUAACUGUCAAAAGAAAAGGUGAACAGAAAGUUUGGGAACCUUUUUAUAUUGGUACAAAUGCUGAACCAACAUUCGAUGAGCGACUGAACUGGGAAGGAAAAGCUAAUAAAAUGACACAAGCUUACAUCAUGUGUCUGCUUGAUUACAAUUAUCACGUGCUUUCAAAUGCAUUCCUCAUUCAUAGACCAGGAAUUAAGACACAAAAAGAAGCUGCACGUGUGAAAUGGGAACCUGCUAACAGAAUACUUAUCUAUAAUGUUAUUCAACAUGAAGCUGAACUGAAUUAUGGGAAAAGAGAAGGCUGUCAAAUUCUAUGA
Molecule: messenger RNA, 1101 nt
Organism: Clunio marinus
Lineage: Eukaryota; Metazoa; Arthropoda; Insecta; Diptera; Chironomidae
Source: the annotation of a GenBank genome assembly